UCUACCCGCGCCUCUUGUCAGUGCCUCCCACCCAGUCCACACAACACCACAUGCUUCCUCCCCACGAGCACCCACUCACAUGACCCAGCGUAAUGUCCCCCAACGGCACUCUCAUGGCCUACACGACCCCUAUUGACAUCCGCGACCUCCGCGACCAAGCUGCCCUCAUCUCCAUGGCCUGGAAAGACCACGCCGCCAAAUACCCUCCCCCCUCCGACCCUUCCCCCCCAGACCAGCUCGAAACUCUCACCAUCGAAACCGCAAACAACAACAUCAUCGCCCGUGCCAUCCAGCCCUCUCUGCUCCUGGUUCUCGUCGGCGGCGUUCCCCCCUCUCGGAAACAGGUCUUCAAAAUCACGCCCGAGGCGCGCGGCGAGGCGAGGUAUCCGGCGGAGGGAGGGGAGGAGGGGACGGAGCCGGUCGUGGGCAGUGGGAAGGCGGCGAGCGUGCUGAGUACGAUGAGCACGAGGGAGAAGGAUGUCAAGGGGGGUGCGCUGCACAUUCAGCGGAAGAAGAUCGAUGCGUUGACGGAGUAUCUGCGGAGGGAUUUCGAUGCCAAAGGGUUUGUUAUGCCGGAUGAUGCGGGGUUUUCGUGAGGAUUGGGCGGGCCCUGGGAUGGGAUGUUGAUAGCGUGGGCGCUCAUGGAUACGGUGUUUUCCUUGGCUUUUCAUCGCGAGGCGAUGGGAUGGAACGGUAUGUGCGAUAGGUGUAGAGUAUGUUCUGUUUCCGUACAAGACUGUUGGGGGCGGGGUUUGGUGUUUAUGCAACUGGUUUCUGUAAUACAUAUUCUAUUCCGAACCAACAGUGACGCCA
Messenger RNA from Paraphaeosphaeria sporulosa, 813 nucleotides. RefSeq lists its product as uncharacterized. The record is from RefSeq and is a predicted model, not a curated record. The transcript has a single exon. Lineage: Eukaryota; Fungi; Ascomycota; Dothideomycetes; Pleosporales; Didymosphaeriaceae. Bases 93 to 596 code for a protein of 167 amino acids.